This is a messenger RNA of Boeremia exigua, 2782 nucleotides long. RefSeq lists its product as uncharacterized. The transcript has 4 exons. Lineage: Eukaryota; Fungi; Ascomycota; Dothideomycetes; Pleosporales; Didymellaceae. The coding region runs from base 218 to 2317 and encodes 699 amino acids. The record is from RefSeq and is a predicted model, not a curated record.
GCGUCUCACAUUCGCCUCCUCUUCGAACGCCUAAUGCUUACCCUCUUUUUCCCUCUCUUCGUUGCUGGCUGGCUCAGACACUUCUUACUGAACUGAGCACAUUGUUUCCUUCAGUCAGCUGUCUCCAUGCAUACCUAAGCGUUUUCACUUUCCACAGCCGCUGCUGGUGUCCAGCGACAUUCUUUUCAUCUUGUGAUUUUUUGCGAAGGUUGGCACAAUGGAAGAAUGGGUCGCUCAUUUGCCUCUGCUCGAGGCCCGGUCGCACUUCAAUGUGUCGCUCAACACCUCGGCCGUUAGCGAAACCUCCUGGUCCUCGACAAACUCUACCAGAGCCGUGAUUGCGAGCUUGCAAUUGGCGCAGGUACAAACGACGCGCACGAUGCAUCUGGCUCUGGGUGUCUUCAGUCUGGCUCUCGCGCUGUUGACGGUCUACCGAAUCUUGUCAGAUGCACGCAGAGCGGCAGCGCUACAGGUCACUCUUCGGAAGCAAAGGUUUAACUCUCUUCAAAAUGUCCACCCUGCCGAGACUUUCCCACUCGCGCUGGCUUGCGGUGCGGUUCUUUCGCAAAUUAUAUUCGUAGCUGUGCAGAGCACAACUCUCUAUAGUGUUUUAUCUAAAAACUGUCGAAUGCUGGCCAUGAUCACCUACCCUGCCAUCUUUAUCAUGGGAUACCUCACUCUAGUCUUCGGCAUCGAGACAGCCUUCCGGUCCUUCAAAUCCGAACGAUUUGCGCCCCGAGGGAAAUGGAACACGAUAUUCUGCAUCGCUGCAGUCGCGUUCUUCUCGGUUCUGACCUGGAUCCCGACCAUCGCGUGGCCCAUGCUGAACAGAUGCUUCGGUAGUCUGAUCUGGUUUCCAAUGCGCUACGAUCUCCUCACACUUGUCCUCCUUGUCGUUCUCAUCUCCAUGCUCCUCCUCUUGACGGCCGUCAUCAGCAUCCAGCUCAUGCGAAGCGCGGAUAUCGAUCCAAACGAGCGCAUCGCAGCAUCGAGAAUGUGCUACUACCUGAUUCUGACCGCGGUCAUCUACAUCCUGGUCGUCCCAUGUCAGAUCCAAUCUCUGCAGAAGAACUUCGAUGCCGCGCUCGGUGGUUCGCGUUUCGCUGAGGCGUCACUCUUCUCAUCCGGCAUGGUCAUCUCCUUCUUCCACCUUUUCCUACGCACGAACGCAAACCGGCUCGUUAUCCGACCUAUCGACGAGAUGAGGGCCCAGUCCAAGCAGAAGCGUCCAAGGCUCCGUUUCUUCGGCCCGAGCGAUUUGGAGAUGAAUAUCAGCGGACCCAUGGGGCUCCAGGGUGGACGUCGCCCAGACAGCAGACAAGGCUUGAUCGACGUCGGCCCCGAGAAGAACCGAUUCGACUUUGACCCGGAGUACUUUGAGCGUCCAGAUCGGGUGAUUACGCCAGGGUCGAAACUCCAGAGCCCAAUUGACCUGACCAAAUGGCCACUACCUCCAGAUCUAGAGGAGCCAAAGGAGACGACAAAGAAGCGAGGCCACGAGCGCAACAAGUCAAGCUACUCCAUCUUCCCGACUCGCGCGGAGGAUGUUCCUCGCCUCCCAGCCACCGUCUACAACCCAGCACGAGCAGCCAAGGGUGAAUCCAGGAUCUCGAAGCUCGCCAUGCGCCGCUUCAACCGCCGCAGCUCCGUCACCGACGUCAGCCAGGAAUUCGAGUCUAUGGACAAGCCCCACCCCUUUUUCGCCGGCCGAGCGCGCCACGCAAGCACCGACAGCAGCGCAACCGUCCAAAUCGGGCUGCGCUUCUCUCUCGCCCCCGCGACCCUCGCCACUGUAAAAUACGCCUCACCCACCGCUCCCAACGUCCCCAAGCUCGCCCGCACCGACACCGACUCCAGCGGCUCGACUCUCGGCCUCCCCAUCCAGUCCCCCUCGCCCACCGCCAUCCUGCGCCCCGCCGUCUUCUCGCCCCCUACCCCCGCCAAACCCAGCCCGGCACGCACCCCCGCAUUCCCCCUCACGCCCUCAGACAGCAGCGCGUACCUGCAAGCACAGCGCGAGAAAGUCCUCCCCGCGGCGCCCGCACGCGCAGACUCCCCACCCGUCCUGAGCGGCCUGCGCAUGAACCCCGUGACGCCCGCGGCCUCGGUCGCCGCCUCGUCCCCGACCUCCGCGACCUUCCUCGCCGACUCUGUCUCCACGCCCUCCGUGUCCUCGGCUUCUGCGCCGAGCGCCCCCCAGCACCUUACCCUCGCCAUCACGCGCUCGAAUAGCGGCCGUGCGUCGCCGUCGCCCACAGCCCGUAUCCCGCUCGGCCAGGGCACGAUGCCGCGCUCCACGCCCAAGGGCUGGUUGUAGCGGCACGCGGCUGCGCGGGUGCGCCGCGGCGCGCGGGUGCGUUGCCGCUGUACAGUAUUGAGAGGGUCGGGCAGGGGCGUUCCGGUUUCAGAUGGGUUUGGGGCGUAUCAGGACGGGGGCGUGUUUCGGGCGUGGGUGUGACGUGGCGGGCGUUGCUUGUGGGAUUGCUUGGGGCAAGGGUGCGCCCGCGUCUCGAUGACUAUGCUCCUGGCUCGACGCCGGUGGUGCCGGUGGGGCUCGCCGCUGCUGUUGCUGGCGAUGAGAGGCGCUGCUGGGUAUACCUCACCCUUCUUCACGUCACCCGCUAUUGUACAGCGCUAUGGACGCGCCGCGCCGUGCUGUGCUGUGCUGUGCUGCGCACACGCUCUUUUGCUUUCGACUCACGACGCAAUGCUUUCUUACAUACGUAUUCCCCUUUUCUUUACCGUAGCUAGCGCACCGUAGAGUGUAUGCAUACCUUUCAUG